This is a messenger RNA of Rangifer tarandus platyrhynchus (Svalbard reindeer), 660 nucleotides long. The record is from the annotation of a GenBank genome assembly. Lineage: Eukaryota; Metazoa; Chordata; Mammalia; Artiodactyla; Cervidae.
AUGGGGUCUCUGCCUGUUUCUCAGCUACUCCCAAGCACAGGUCACUGCCCAGCCUUGACUCCACCCCUCAGCGGCCUGGACCAGGGGCCGUUCAUGGCCGUGUUGAUGCUGGACCAUCCAACCAGCACGCCCUCCUCACUUCCCACUUCACCGCCCUCUCUUCACUUGCUUCAUUGCAUGCGUCACUACUUGGCAUCAGCUCGUACAUUUUCUCCUUUCUUACUGUCCACUCUGUCCCCCAAUGCCACACACCAGGCUCUGUGUUCCAUGGAGUGGGGACCUCACUGGUCCCGGUCUGCCAUGUCUGUGGUGCCCAGCAUGGCACUGUGGCUCCAGAAGUGCUUGGGACACCAGCAGGUUGUCGGUUGUGCUUCUCGACCUCCUCAUCUGGAUCUCCUGACUGCAGAGGUGUGGGGGGACUUGAGGGGGUGCGGCACAGGGAGAAGGGCUCUGCAGUCUCAGCAGAUGGCCAUGAAGCCCUGUAUGUGGGAGGGCUGGUCAGGAGGCCAUAUGGUCACAAGACCAUAUGAUGGGGUCUGGGGGUGGAUAUCAAGGAGACAGUUACAGGAAUUGGUCAGAAUCAGCAUUAUCCUUUUAAAUGUGUGGGGACUGAAUGACACUUUGAAGACAAUGCCAUUAUCAAAAUGUGUAAUUUCUUAA